UCAUUUUCAAUCUCUAUGUCCACAGAUGUUCAACAGAAACACAAGGAGACUCUGCGGGCACAGACUGAAACACUGAGCGUGAACACCAUCCUGAUGAACGAGAAGGUUAAGGAUUUCCUGCUGCUUGAUCGAUACGCUGAGCUCACAAUCAUCUCCACUGUUCGAGAUCGGACACUGGUGGAACAUGAGCUGCUGGCAAGAGGCCGGGACCAUGAGGAAUGGCAAGAGAAACAUCUCCGGGGAGAACUGGAAAAAAUCAGGACUGAUCAAUUGUUCCACAGCAGCUUUUCCCGGAGUAAAUCCCGAUCUGGGAGUUCAGCAUCAGUGGCCGGAGUCGCGGGGAUCGGAAAAACAACAAUGGUGCAAAAGAUUGUUCAUGACUGGGCCACGGGGAAAAUAUACCCACACUUCCAGUUUGUCUUCAGUUUCAAAUUCCGGGAUUUGAACAAGAUUAAAGACAGAAUAAACCUGAGGGAACUGAUUCUGGAGCAAUAUCCUUACUUUGGGAAUAUCCUGGGAGAGAUCUGGAAGAACCCAGAGGGAUUGCUGUUUAUAUUCGACGGUCUGGAUGAAUUCAAGGGCAGAAUCGAUUUUGCUGACAGUCGGAGAGACACAGAACCUCAGCACCAGUGCGCAGAUCCUGAAUCCCGGUGUGAAGUGUCUGACAUUGUGUACAGUUUAAUCCAGCACAAGCUGCUCCCAGGGUGUUCAGUGCUAGUGACCACCCGCCCCACUGCGUUACAUUUACUGGAAAAGGCAGAGAUCAGUGUCCGGGCUGAAAUCCUGGGAUUUGUUGGUGAGGAACGGAAGGAAUAUUUCACCAGGUAUUUUGAAGAUCAGACAGUGGCAGCAGCUGUUUUCAAACAUGUGAAGGAGAACGAGAUCCUGUACACCAUGAGCUACAACCCCUCCUACUGCUGGAUCCUUGUCCAGACACUGGGCCCCUUCUUCACACAAACACACCGGGACCCGCAGCGAGUUCCCAAGACCAUCACACAACUAUAUUGCUACUUUAUUUACAACAUACUGAAAAACCACGGCCGUGAGAUUGAGAGCCUCCGUGAGGUGUUACUGAGGGUUGGUCAGAUGGCCUUCACGGGAGUGUCCAAGAAGAACAUUGUGUUCACAGAUGAAGAUUUGAUCGAAUACAAUCUGCAGCCUUCCCAGUUCCUGUCCGGGUUCCUGAUGGAACUUUUGGAGAGAGAGGAUUCAGCCCGGAGCGUGGUGUACACCUUCCCGCACCUCACCAUCCAAGAGUUUGUAGCCGCACUCGCACAAUUCAUGACUGUAGAUCCUAGGAAUAUCGUGAAACGCCUGUCUGAAGUCCACAGCACGACAGACAGGCGAUUUGAAGUAUUUCUCCGUUUUGUCGCUGGUCUCUCCUCCCCACGGGCAGCUCGGGUCCUGGAGGAGUUUCUGGGUCCAUUUCCUAAUGAAACAAUCUGCCGAGUGAUUGACUGGGUGAAGGAGGAGGUUCAACGUCAGAUUAGAGAUGCACGGAGUGAGUUUGGUAAAAGGAGGCUCCUGAACACGCUGCACUACCUGUUUGAGUCUCAGAAUCCUGCACUGGCUCAGCAGACACUGGGAUCUGUGGAAACACUUUCCUUCAGUGGACUGGGACUGACCCCGAUUGACUGUGCGGUCCUGUCUCAUGUGAUCAGGCCCUGUGGUACAAUCAAACACCUCGAUCUGUGGAGAUGCCGCAUUCAGUGUGAAGGUCUCCAGCGGCUGGGACCGGCUCUGCACAAGUGUCAGCGCUUGGGACUGGGAAACAACGACCUGGGAGAUUCCGGAGUGAAACUGGUGUCUGCGGCUCUGAGGAACCCGCACUGUAAAAUACAGAGACUGGGGCUGAACAGUGUCGGUCUCACAGAUUCUGGAGCCGAGGAUCUCGCCUCCGCUCUCAGUACAAACCCCUCACUGAUGGAGCUGGACCUGGCAUGCAACUCCCUCACAGACCAAUCUGUCCCCGCUCUCUGCCGCCUCAUACUGAACCACCCGAGUCUGGAGCAGAUCAGGAUGGGGGCGAAUCAGUUCAGUGCAGAUGGAUGGAACCAGCUGGAGAAUCAGCGGGGAACCAGACCCGGACUGAGAGUGGAUGUGACAACAUCUCGGGAUCUAACGCGUACAUUCUCUGAGCUCCUGACACAGUGGAACGACCACCUAUUGUUCCAGCUGACAACAUUCUAUGGGGAGAGACUGAAUCAGGCGAUUGAAGAAAGGGUUGAACGUCUCAGCUUCACGAUGAAAUGGGAGGAAUGUUUCAAUGAACAAGAACACGGGAGUGUCGCUGAGCUGGCGGUAAAGGGAAACCGCAGAGACAGUUCCAUACUCUUCCACAGUCUGGUGAUGGAGAAAGGCAACCGUGCCCGGCGGGUGAUGUGGGAAUCCUUUGUGAAAAUGCAGAAUGAAUUACCAAAGCUGGACAAAAUACUGAAAGAAAUCCAGGAGCUCGGUCCUGAUCCACAAGAAUACAUGAACAUCACCAGAAGUUUAACUGAAUUACCCUCUAAUAUGGAAGAUGUUCAUCAGAAACACAAGGAGACUCUGCAGACACAGACUGAAACACUGAGCGUGAACACCAUCCUGAUGAACGAGAAGGUUAAGGAUUUCCUGCUGCUUGAUCGAUACGCUGAGCUCACAAUCAUCUCCACUGUUCGAGAUCGGACACUGGUGGAACAUGAGCUGCUGGCAAGAGGCCGGGACCAUGAGGAAUGGCAAGAGAAACAUCUCCGGGGAAAACUGGAAAAAAUCAGGACUGAUCAAUUGUUCCACAGCAGCUUUUCCCGGAGUAAAUCCGGAUCUGGGAGUUCAGCAUCAGUAGCCGGAGUCGCGGGGAUCGGAAAAACAACAAUGGUGCAAAAGAUUGUUCAUGACUGGGCCACGGGGAAAAUAUACCCACACUUCCAGUUUGUCUUCAGUUUCAAAUUCCGGGAUUUGAACAUGAUUAAACACAGAAUAACCCUGAAGGAACUGAUUCUGGAGCAAUAUCCUUACUUUGGGAAUAUCCUGGGAGAGGUCUGGAAGAACCCAGAGGGAUUGCUGUUUAUAUUCGACGGUCUGGAUGAAUUCAAGGGCAGAAUCGAUUUUGCUGACAGUCGGAGAGACACAGAACCUAAGCACCAGUGCCCAGAUCCCGAGUGGUGGUGUGAAGUGUCUGACAUUGUGUACAGUUUAAUCCAGCACAAGCUGCUCCCAGGGUGUUCAGUGCUAGUGACCACCCGCCCCACUGCGUUACAUUUACUGGAAAAGGCAAAGAUCAGUGUCUGGGCUGAAAUCCUGGGAUUUGUUGGUGAGGAACGGAAGGAAUAUUUCACCAGGUAUUUUGAAGAUCAGACGGUGGCAGCAGCUGUUUUCAAACAUGUGAAGGAGAACGAGAUCCUGUACACCAUGAGCUACAACCCCUCCUACUGCUGGAUCCUUGUCCUGACACUGGGCCCCUUCUUCACACAAACACACCGGGACCCGCAGCGAGUUCCCAAGACCAUCACACAACUAUAUUGCUACUUUAUUUACAACAUCCUGAAAAACCACGGCCGUGAGAUUGAGAGCCUCCGUGAGGUGUUACUGAGGGUUGGUCAGAUGGCCUUCACUGGAGUGGCUGAGAAGAACAUUGUGUUCACAGAUGGAGAUUUGAUCGAAUACAAUCUGCAGCCUUCCCAGUUCCUGUCCGGGUUCCUGAUGGAACUUUUGGAGAGAGAGGAUUCAGCCCGGAGCGUGGUGUACACCUUCCCGCACCUCACCAUCCAAGAGUUUGUAGCCGCACUCGCACAAUUCAUGACUGUAGAUCGCGGGGAUAUCACGACACUCCUCAUUGAAGCCCAUGGCAUGACAGACGGGCGAUUUGAAGUGUUUCUCCGUUUUGUCGCUGGUCUCUCCUCCCCACGGACAGCUUGGAUCCUGGAGGAGUUUCUGGGUAAAUUCCCUCAUCAAACAAUCUGCCGAGUGAUUGACUGGGUGAAGGAGGAGGUUAAACGCUGGGCUGGAAACACAAGGAGUGACGCUGGUAAACGGAGCCUCCUGAACACGCUGCACUACCUGUUUGAGUCUCAAAAUCCUCUACUGGCUCAGCAGACACUGGGAUCUGUGGGAUCACUUUCAUUUUGUUUUCUGGGACUGAACCCGAUUGACUGUGCGGUCCUGUCUCAUGCCAUCAGGCUCUGUGAUACAAUCAAACACCUCAAUCUAUGGCACUGCCGCAUUCAGUGUGAAGGUCUCCAGCGGCUGGGACCGGCUCUGCACAAGUGUCAGGACUUGGGACUGGAAAACAACAACCUGGGAGAUUCCGGAGUGAAACUGGUGUCUGCGGCUCUGAGGAACCCGGACUGUAAAAUCCAGUCACUGUGGAUGAUGGAGAUCGGUCUCACAGAUUCUGGAGCCGAGGAUCUCGCCUCCGCUCUCAGUACAAACCACACGGUGAUGGAGCUGGACCUGAGUGGGAAUGACCUGGGAGAUUCCGGAGUGAAACUGGUGUCUGCGGCUCUGGGGAACCCGGACUGUAAAAUACAGAUACUGGGGCUGAACAGUGUCGGUCUCACAGAUUCUGGAGCCGAGGAUCUCGCCUCCGCUCUCAGUACAAACCACUCACUGACGGAGCUGGACCUGAGUGGGAAUGAACUGGGAGAUUCCGGAGUGAAACUGGUGUCUGCGGCUCUGAGGAACCCGGACUGUAAAAUACAGACACUGCGGCUGCACAGUGUCGGUCUCACAGAUUCUGGAGCCGAGGAUCUCGUCUCCGCUCUCAGUACAAACUCCUCACUGACGGAGCUGGGGCUGUCAUUCAACUCCCUCACAGACCGAUGUGUCCCCGCUCUCCGCAGCCUCAUACUGAACCGCCCGAGUCUGGAGCUGAUCGAGCUGAUGGUGAAUAAUUUCAGUAAAGAUGGAGAGAACCAGCUGACGUGUCUGGAGGGAACCAGACGUGGACUGUGUGUGGCCAUGAGAUCAGCUACGGAUGUAUACCAUAAGAGAUCUGCAAGGCCUGCUACAAGACCUUAACGAACUUGUUAAAACUCUGCAAACAGCAGCAGAAAGUUCUGAAGAAGAAGCUGACUACUGAAAUGGCUUCAAAGGCACAGAUGGAACUUCAUAAAUUUAGGUGUGACAUUUUUGAUAUAUUUGCAAAAUUAUUCAAGACAAAAGUGGAACCUAACACUGAAAUGAUUAUACUUGGAGUAACGGGAGAUGGGAACAAACUAAACACGUGUCAAAAUUCAUUUUUUAAUUAUGGGUUAAUAAUAGCAAAAUAACUUAUACUUACGUUCACCAGACGCCGAUGAUCCAGCUUCGCGGAAAGAGGGCCUGAAAACACCGGGUUGGCUGAGGAGGCCAGAUAUAGGCCCCGACCUCGGGUGGACUAUGAGGGGGAGAACUGGAUAUUUUUAGUGCCUUCCCUCACAGUGAAUUCUGCUAUGGGGGGACGUUUCAUGUUGAUUUCUAUAGUGUACUGUUCUGUGUCUUUUUUUCUUUUUCUCUUUUUUGUUUUGUAUGGAUUUAUUGACAUUUGAUCUGUUCAAUUAAUUUAAUCAAUCUCUGUAAAGCACUUUGGUUCAAAUACUGGUUUUGUUGAAAAGUGCUAUAUA
This is a messenger RNA of Leucoraja erinaceus (little skate), 5582 nucleotides long. Its product is annotated as NACHT, LRR and PYD domains-containing protein 3-like. Gene Ontology annotation, molecular function: protein binding. The record is from RefSeq and is a predicted model, not a curated record. Gene Ontology annotation, cellular component: cytoplasm. Bases 16 to 4998 code for a protein of 1660 amino acids. NCBI's taxonomy places the organism in Eukaryota, Metazoa, Chordata, Chondrichthyes, Rajiformes, Rajidae. The transcript is spliced from 13 exons.